This is a messenger RNA of Pleuronectes platessa (European plaice), 2676 nucleotides long. Its product is annotated as metal transporter CNNM1-like. Gene Ontology annotation, biological process: magnesium ion homeostasis; transport. Gene Ontology annotation, molecular function: transmembrane transporter activity. NCBI's taxonomy places the organism in Eukaryota, Metazoa, Chordata, Actinopteri, Pleuronectiformes, Pleuronectidae. Gene Ontology annotation, cellular component: plasma membrane. The record is from RefSeq and is a predicted model, not a curated record.
AUGGCUGCGGAGGAUGCGGCCGCGCGGUACCGAGCCGGAGCCCCGCGGCUCCCGGCGGCCCGGCUGCUGCUGCUCGGCCUGGCCGCCUCGCUGCUCCCGGCCCCGGCGCUCGGGCUCCUCGGGUUCCGGCCGGAGGAGACCGGGCCGGAGCUGUCCGUGGAGGACGGGGUGCUGAAAGCCACCGAGGGCACGCGCUUCAUGCUGCGGGUUUACUACUCCACCUCCCCGCAGAGGCUCAACCGCACCGCGGCGACCCGCACCAACAACGCCGCGCCGUGGAUCGCCUUCAUCGAGGAGCCGAGUCCCGGACGAGAGGGACAAGUUCACCCGAAGCGGAACAUGUGCAUGGACAAGGACGCCAGGACGUCCGACAUCGAGGUUCUGGGCUCCUUCAAGUCCGCUUCAAGCCAGAACUCGGUGCUGGUGGAGCUGCUGGCCAAACACCUGCGCAAGGGGGAGAAGAUGAAGUUCUACUCGAUGUGCGCCUUCGACGGGUCCAAGUGGGAGCACUACCGGACGCGGGACUUCUGGGUGGCCGUGGUGGAGCGCUCCGCAGAACCGGAGCUGUGGCUCCAGGUGCUGGUGUCGGUCCUGCUGCUCGGGCUGUCCGCCUUGUUCAGCGGGCUGAACCUGAGCCUGUUGGCGCUGGACCCGGUGGAGCUGCAGGUUCUGCAGAACAGCGGCACCGACAAGGAGCAGAAUUACGCGCGGAAGAUCGAGUCUGUGCGUCGGCACGGGAACUACGUGCUCUGCACUCUGCUGCUGGGGAACGCGAUCAUCAACGCCUCGCUGGCCGUGUGGAUGUGUCAGAUCCUGGGCAUGACCUGGCUGUCCACGGUCAUCUGCGCCUUCGGCAUCUUCUUCAUCGGGGAGAUCCUCCCACACUCGGUGGCGUCGCGCCACGGCCUCGCCAUCGCCUCCAAAACCAUCUGGGUGACGCGGCUGCUGAUGGUGCUCUCCUUCCCCAUCUCCUACCCCAUCAGCAAACUGCUGGACCUCAUCCUCAACCAGGAGAUCUCCAACUUCUACACCCGAGAGAAGCUCCUGGAGAUGCUGCGCGUCUCGGACCCGUACCACGACCUGGUCAAGGAGGAGCUCAACAUCAUCCAGGGCGCGCUGGAGCUGCGCACCAAGACCGUGGAGGACGUCCUGACGCCGCUCACCGACUGCUUCAUGCUGGCCUCGGACGCGGUGCUGGACUUCAACACCAUGUCGGAGAUCAUGCAGAGCGGCUACACGAGGAUCCCGGUGUUCGAGAACGAGCGCUCCAACAUCCUGGACAUCCUGUUCGUCAAGGACCUGGCGUUCGUGGACCCGGACGACUGCACCCCCCUGAAGACCGUCACCCAGUUCUACAAGCUGCCGCUGCACUGCGUCUUCAACGACACCAAGCUGGACACCAUGCUGGAGGAGUUCAAGAAAGGAAAGUCCCACCUGGCCGUGGUGCAGCGAGUGAACAACGAGGGGGAAGGAGAUCCCUUCUACGAGGUGAUGGGCAUCGUGACCCUGGAGGACGUCAUCGAGGAAAUCAUCAAGUCUGAGAUCCUGGACGAGACCGACCUCUACACUGACAAUCGCACAAAGCGCCGUGUGUCUCACCACGAGCGGAAGCAGCAGGACUUCUCCAUCUUCAAGCUGUCGGAGAACGAGAUGAAGGUGAAGAUCUCUCCUCAGCUCCUCCUGGCGACGCAUCGGUUCCUCUCCACAGAGGUGGAGCCCUUCAAGCCGUCUCACAUCUCGGAGAAGAUCCUCCUGAGGCUCAUCAAACACCCCAGCGUGGUGCAGGAGGUGAAGUUCGACGAGAAGAACAAGCGAGCGCAGCAGCACUUCCUGUUCCAGCGCAACAAGCCGGCGGACUACUUCCUCCUGGUGCUGCAGGGUCGAGUGGAGGUGGAGUUCGGGAAGGAGGCGCUCAAGUUUGAGAACGGGGCCUUCUCUUACUUUGGGGUUCCCGCCAUCAUGCCAGCAGUGCACAGAUCCCCCUCUCGCAGCAGUGGACUGGACCGCUCCGAGUCCAUGCUGUACGGGGGGAGCACGGGGCAGCUGAACGAGGGGGGGGGGAACGUCUACCUGCCGGACUACUCGGUGCGGCAGCUCACACACCUCCAGAUCCUCAAGAUCACCCGGAGCCACUACCAGAACGCCCUGACCGCCACCCGGAUGGACAGCUCCCCUCAGACCCCGGACGCAGACGCUCGCCCCACAGGAGAACACCCCCCGACUCCAGAGCCUCCUCCGACCACGACGGAGCACGGCUCCACCCUGAUGCCCCCCACCGUCACCCUCAUGCCUCCGCCCCGGGAGCACUGCCGGCCCAGCUCGGCCAGAACCCACGGGCCGCAGCCCGGUGUCCUGCAGAGCACGUCACUGCAGAACGAGAAGAACCGCAUCGUCCGGAGUAAAUCUGACGGGCAGAAGAGUCCGAGUGACUCAGUGUUCCUCAGGAUGGACGAGGUCCCGUACAUCAGAGAGGACCGAGCGGAGAGCGACACACACACAGUUCCCAUAGAGACGGACACAUCUCCUUUCAUCAGCAGCAGCCUGUCGCUGAGCGGCUCAGAGGAAACACUGGGCAAGAAGCUCCUGCACAAACUCAGCCACAGGAAGAGGAAGAAAUCUCGUGAAGGAGAGAAAACGCCGGAGGACAAUUCAGAGCAGCCGCUGGUGAGAACCUAG